Molecule: messenger RNA, 5025 nt
Organism: Coregonus sp. 'balchen'
Lineage: Eukaryota; Metazoa; Chordata; Actinopteri; Salmoniformes; Salmonidae
Source: the annotation of a GenBank genome assembly
GUGUAGGCUACUGCUUAACUACGCACGAACGUGACCAAAUCCGCCUGUUAAAUAUCUCUACCUGCGCGAGAGCCACAUGAGGAUUUUUUUUUUAUUAUGAAUAAAAAUGGAUCAUUUAUAAUAUCCGGAGUUUUAAUGAACUAUAUAGUAAGUCCAAGUAUUCUUUGAAGACGAGUCGGAAUGCUUAGGAAGGAGACCUCCCGUUCAUACCAAGAAGUAAGUUCUGUUAUGGCCACUGACGGAUUUUAAUUGAUUAUUGAUUUCAUGUCAUUAUCAAUGACUUUCCAAUUGGUAUCUAUCUGUAUUGAUCGAUGACUUUUCAGGAAGUUGGGGGGAAAUAUUGGGACUAACCUCUAGGAGCGGAUCCUUGUAUAGAAACAAGAUCAUGUGACUUACAGCUGAUUUAAGACUUUUGCUCUACUAUUAGAGUAGUGGACUUGAAAGUCUACAGACCCACCUGUCUGCUUUUGGAUCUGGAAGUGGAAGACACUGUACUUUAUGUGCACUAAUACUUUGUGUUAAAUCAACCAUUAAUAGUACAAAUCUGUACCUUUUUAUUUGAUACAGUUCAAUGACGAGGAGGAAGAACUACAAACCCCAGACUUCUACCAAGACAAUGGCAGUGCCAACUGUGGCCUGGAAGAGCCAGAAGAAUCCAUUGCCAGUGUUCUACCAGGUUCUAUUAUUUUUUACUAUAUUCAAUUGUAUUAUUUUCUAUUCUAGUCAAUUCUAUUCUAUCCUAUUCUAGUCUAUUCCCAAAAAAUAAUAUUGUAAAGACUACUGUAAUAUUCAUAUCUCUAUUUUAUUACCUAUAAUAUGUCAUUCAUGUCCCUCUCUAGUAUCGAUUAACAAUCUUUCCUUUCCAUUUAAUUAUUUAAUAAUUUGUACCUUUUUAUUGACAUUAUUAUUCCAGAGGAAGACACAGUGAACGGCAACACGUUUACGUUAUUCAACAAGGCCUGUCUGAAGAACGUGUUCACCGUCCUGCUACUGUUCAUCUACCUGGUGUUGACUGCUGUGGCUGUGUUCCUGGCCUACCAAACCAUCACCGACUUCAUGGAGAAGCUCAGUCACCCUGUCAUGUCCGUCACAUACAAGGAGGUGGAUGUCUUCUCUCCCCCAGGUUGGUGCAACUGCUCCAACGUACAGAUCAAGGAUCACCCCCCCCCCCCAAAUCCUAACCUUAACCAUUAGUGGGGUGGGGGGGGGGGGGGGGGUGGGGGGGGGGAAUACAAAACUGACCCACGAUCAGUGCCCGGGGGGUAACUUUACAAUACACCAACAGAUACACUUUACAAUACACCAACAGAUACACUUUACAAUACACCAACAGAUACACUUUACAAUACACCAACAGAUACACUUUACAAUACACCAACAGAUGUGUUUAAUAAAGGUCUCUAUUUAGCUGGAUUUAAGAUGUUGGUUUAGUGUGAAUGCUGAUCAGAGAGAAUAUGAAGCUUUUGGGGAGAGAGAAUAUAAUUAUUAAACAUUAUUAAUUUUUUUACAAAAUGUCAAGCUUAUAUAUUUUUUUUGUUGUUGAGAGAACAUUAAGCUAAUUUUGAUUUAAAUCUUAGUUUUCUUGAUGGAACAUCCUUUUGUGAGCAGGCAUCGCCCUGUACCCUGGGACGGCUCAGCUGUUGAGCUGUCAGCACCACCACCAUGCCCAUAUCCCCCCGCUGGUCACCCCAGGGAAGCCCCAGCCAGGAGACUGUGUCAUGGAGGAGGUGACCUACACUGGCCCCUUCACCAACCACACCGUGGUGAGAACCAUACUACUAUAGACCACUUAUGCACAUUCAUUUGUUUAUUGGUUGGUUGGUUGGUUGGUUGGUUUAUUGGUUGGUUGGUUAAUUUGUGAGAACAACACAUCUAUAGAUAGAACACUGCAACAUUUGUUCAAAGCAUUUUCGUUCAUUCAUUGGUCGCUUGCUUGGUUGCUUGGUUGCUUGGUUGAUUGGUUGGUUGGUUGCUUAGUAAUCUCUCAUGGACAGGCUACAUAACAUAAAUGGUAUUUGACGCAAUUAUGCAAGAUUUUAGUUCUGGGUUUCUGAGAUUAGUUGUUCGUUCAGUCAGUCAGUCAUUCAGUCAUUUAAUAAAUGAAUUCUUUUCCUGGUUGUUGUAGAAGCAAGCCUUGGUGGUCAGCGGUCCAACAGAUGUCAGAAACAGGGAGUUAAUCUUCCUGCAGUUCAGUAAGAACGAGACAGAAGAAGAUUUCAGUGCCAUCACAUACAUGCUCUUCGACAAAUACAACGACCUGUCCAGAAGGUAAAAUACUGGCCCAUUUUAAUACAACGACCUGUCCAGAAGGUAAAGCACUGGCCCAGUUUAAUAUAACGACCUGUCCAGAAGGUAAAAUACUGGCCCAUUUUAAUACAUCGACCUGUCCAGAAGGUAAAAUACUGGCCCAGUUUAAUACAACGACCUGUCCAGAAGGUAAAGCACUGGCCCAGUUUAAUACAACGACCUGUCCAGAAGGUAAAAUACUGGCCCAGUUUAAUACAACGACCUGUCCAGAAGGUAAAGCACUGGCCCAUUUUAAUACAACGACCUGUCCAGAAGGUAAAGCACUGGCCCAGUUUAAUACAUCGACCUGUCCAGAAGGUAAAGCACUGGCCCAGUUUAAUACAUCGACCUGUCCAGAAGGUAAAGCACUGGCCCAGUUUAAUACAAUGACCUGUCCAGAAGGUAAAAUACUGGCCCAGUUUGUUCGUUUAGAGCACAGGUGUCAAACUUAAUUCCUGGAGGGCCGAGUGUCUGCAGGUUUUCACUCCCCCUUAUACUUUAAAAUCCCUGGAUUAGAGUGUAAUAGAGUUUAAAAUCCCUGGAUUAGAGUGUAAUAGAGUUUAAAAUCCCUGGUUUAGAGUGUAAUAGAGUUUAAAAUCCCUGGAUUAGAGUGUAAUAGAGUUUAAAAUCCCUGGAUUAGAGUGUAAUAGAGUUUAAAAUCCCUGGUUUAGAGUGUAAUAGAGUUUAAAAUCCCUGGAUUAGAGUGUAAUAGAGUUUUAAAAUCCCUGGUUUAGAGUGUAAUAGAGUUUAAAAUCCCUGGUUUAGAGUGUAAUAGAGUUUAAAAUCCCUGGAUUAGAGUGUAAUAGAGUUUAAAAUCCCUGGUUUAGAGUGUAAUAGAGUUUAAAAUCCCUGGAUUAGAGUGUAAUAGAGUUUAAAAUCCCUGGAUUAGAGUGUAAUAGAGUUUAAAAUCCCUGGUUUAGAGUGUAAUAGAGUUUAAAAUCCCUGGUUUAGAGUGUAAUAGAGUUUAAAAUCCCUGGUUUAGAGUGUAAUAGAGUUUAAAAUCCCUGGUUUAGAGUGUAAUAGAGUUUAAAAUCCCUGGAUUAGAGUGUAAUAGAGUUUAAAAUCCCAGGUUUAACGAGUAAUAUAGUGUAACCUAAGUGUAUUGAGAUGUGCGUAUAACAACAACCAUUUUUUUCUGCCCUCCACCUCCUGUUAUAGCGUGGAUAAAUCAGCGUUCAUGCAGGCCUGUGAGAGGAACUACUCCAUGAGGACGUUCUCUGGAGGCUUCAGGACCUGGGUCAAGAUGUCACUGGUCAAGACCUCUGGGAAGAAGAACGAGUCCAUGGAGUUCCGGCAAGAGGUCAGUAAUGUUCCUAAACAUUCAGGUUUCCUUAAAUGUUGUCUAUUUUUAUUUAUUUCACCUUUAAUUUUGAUAAGAUUACCUAAAUUAUUAAUUUUAGCAUCUACUGUGGCAGAAAACAUGCGACAUGUUGCAAAGAACACAUUUUCCCUUUACAUGUUCCUGUUGUAGCUGUCAUUUUUUUUUGUCCCUAUUGAGUACGAAAGGUUUUCUACAUCAUGAUGAGAACAUUACAGUUGUCUGUUCUUCCAGUCUAGUGUGGUCAAAUAUAAUGACAAGAGACCUGUAUCAGAGCAAGAAGCCAUUCAGCUUUUCUUUGUUGCGUUUGAAUGGAGGGAUCCCUUUGUACAAGAAGUCAGAGAUGUAAGCGAACAUAUUUAUAUUGCAUUAUUAGAAUAGCAUCUAUUCUAUUUUUCUAUAUUCUGUUUUAUUCCAUUCUAUCCUAUUCUACUGGUGUAGUUUUUUUUUUUUAUCCUAUCCCUGCUCUGAGGAAUAGGCGUAUAACUAACAACGAAAUAUUUUUUACCCAUGUUUCUCCACAGAUCGUGACAGCCAAUCCGUGGAAUACAGUAGCCAUUCUGUGUGGCGUGUUCAUGGCUCUGUUCAAGGCUGCUAACUUUGCCAGUUUCAGUGUGAAAUGGGUCAUUAAGAUUCGUAAGAGGCACCUGAGAAACAGAAACAAGGAACUGAACCACAUCGGCUCAGAGAGACAUAGUAGCUAAUACUCAUAUUAAUAGAAUAGAAUAAUCACUUUAUUUUUCCCGUGAAGGAACUUCUUUCAACCAAUCACCGAGGCACUUGCUUUUAAUGGCAAAUAUUGCCCAGGUUUUAAAAUGUUGUUUUGGGAUCAUCACAUCAGAUUUUGUACGUAUAAAUAUUGAUGAGAUGGUAACGUGUUACGAUUUUAGACAACUCAACCAAAGGUCAAAUUCACAAUGAUUUUUGUAGCAUUCCAAAAUGUUACUGGGAAAUAUGAUUGGAAAUUGUAUUUAUGAAUGUUAUGAAACUGUUGCUGAGGAAAACUUGUUUCUGAACCAUCAAAAACUGACAUGAACUGUAGGCCUAUCAAGAUAAAUUCCUCAGUUUACCUGCCAUAACAUUCUUAAAUCUGAGUUUAAAUUGAGCAGUGAGAUAUUUUAAAACGUGUAUUAUUUUUAGAAUAACUUAAAUUGUUAAGUAUCUUAUCGCCUCUGGAUAUUUUAUGUAUAUAAAAAAAAAAUGUAAAGGGAACAAAUUGUAAAAAGGGAACAGUGAGUAGUGCUUACCAAAUGUGGACCAUGAUGCAAUUGCUUAUUUGUUUGUUUUUCCGUGGUUUGUUUCCCUUUUACAAAGAAUGAAUGUAUAUAGAAUGAAGGAGUCAGUUUUAACUUUAUAUCUCACUGGAUUACUCAUACGACUGAACGACAGACUCAUACGACUGAACGACAGACUCAUACGAC